GCCUGCUACCUGCCCCUCUUCCUGUGCGCCAGCGCCGCCGCGCAGCUGCUCUCCUUCGCGGUGUGCUACAAGGUGUGGAAGCUCAUGACCUCGGAGCUGUCCCGGAUGCCCCUGGACGAGCUGGGAGCUGGCCUCAGCGCGGCCGGCCACCUGGAGAUGGAACCGCCCAGGGUCAGCCGAGGGGGCCUCGCGGACACGCGUGGCGGCCUCGACGGCCGCCGCUCCUCCGCGGAGGCCUCGCCGAUGGUGCCCUUCCAGGGCAGGCGAUGCGCGGCGCUGCGCGGCGCUGGGCAGUCGCUGUGCGGCGCUGCACGGUCCGCCAGGGUCGGGGCCUCGCAGAGCGGGGCAGCAGAGGCAGUGUACGCGGCUGCGCUGAGCCUGCCCCUGCCUGUCGAGAAGAAGCAAAAAGGCGCCCGCGGCCGGGCACCGGCCGGCAGAGCCCGGCAGAGCCUCGGCCAGCGCGCGGGGGGUGCCCACGAGGCGCCCGCGGCCCCGGCUCCGGCGGAGCACCAGGACGGCCAGGCGCGCACCGAGGACGGGCAGAGCCCGCUGCCCGCGGGGGCCCUCCGCCGCUGGGGCGGACCCCGGCGGCAGCAGCGGUCCGACGGCGCGGUGCGCCCCAGCGGCCGCAAUCCGCCGCUCGCGCGCGCGCGCCGUCAGGCGGGCCGGCGCGGCCCUGGCGUCGGCUCGGCCCGGCGGCUCUCGCGGCGCGCCCCACACGCCGUGCUGGGCGUCCCCGCGAGCGCCAGCGUGCGGGCCAUCAAGGCGGCCUUCCGCGCCCGUGCCAAGGAGUGCCACCCCGACUCCAACCCGUCGCCCGAGGCGGCCGACCAGAUGGUGGAGCUCCUGGCGGCCUACGACGCUCUGCUCGACGGCGAUCUGUCGGACCGCGCGCGCGGAAGCCGGGUGGCCCACAGCUGCGAGGCGUUCACGGUCGAGGAGCUCGCGGCCGACGGCAAGCACGACGUGCACGCAUUCAGGAUAGUGCUGGCGACCAGCGUCCUGGAGUGGCCAGAGGCCUUCGCACGUCAAUGA
Molecule: messenger RNA, 1035 nt
Organism: Prorocentrum cordatum
Lineage: Eukaryota; Dinophyceae; Prorocentrales; Prorocentraceae
Source: the annotation of a GenBank genome assembly